AUGUUUAAAAUAAUAAUUUGUUAUUGAUCGAGAUUUGUUAUUAUCAUGAGUCGAAAUCCUGAUAUAAUUUUCCUAACAGAAUAUAUCAAAAACGUACUUUAUUUCGCGGUGUUUAAAUCAGGCCGAGUUCCAGUUAACUGUUGCAAUACACAUUAUUUCUGCAUUGAUGACGAUUUAAUUUAUGAAAAUUACUAUUUAGACUUUGGACCGUUAAAUUUAGGUUGCGUCUACAAGUACUAUAAACUAUUAAAUGAUAAAAUAAACUUGCACUCGCAAAAUCAAGUACUAAUACAUUACACAAGUGCUGACUCCAGAAAAAAGGCCAAUGCUGCUUUUUUGAUAGGCUGCUUUGGGGUUUUAUAUUUAUGUUUGUCAGCCGAUCAAGCUUAUAAGCCUUUACUACGUGAGCAAUUUGUACCCUUUCAAGACGCAUGCCAGCAAAAAUCCCCAUACACUAUAACAAUAUUGGAUUGCUUAGAAGGCCUUGCCAAGGCUCGCGAUUUCAAUUUCUUCAAUUUUCAAGACUUCAAUGUCGCAGAGUAUAUCAAAUUAGACAAACUGCAAGGAGGUGAUCUAAACUGGAUAAUUCCAGGAAAAUUUUUGGCGUUCAUUGGACCAGUUGAUAAUACUUAUUCGGUGUAUAACCCUCCGGAGAUGUACGUGGCUUAUUUCAUUCAUAACAACGUUAAAGUUGUUAUAAGACUCAACAAAAGGCUUUACGAUAGCAAUACAUUUACGUCGAACGGGAUUUUACAUUACGAUUUAUAUUUUCCCGAUGGUUCGUGUCCACAAAAACACAUUGUGAUGAAAUUUUUGGAAAUUAGUGAAGAGACAACAGGUGCAAUAGCAGUGCAUUGCAAGGCAGGCUUGGGCCGCACUGGAACAUUAAUUGGCUCUUAUCUGAUAAAGCAUUACCGAAUGUCAGCUCACGAGGCCAUAGCCUGGAUGAGGAUUUGUAGGCCUGGAUCUGUUAUAGGCCAUCAGCAGGAAUGGUUAGAGAAAAUUGAACCGUGGCUAAUAAAACAAGGAAAUAUCUACCGGAGGCGAAUGUUUCAAGAUGUAAACCAAUUUCCUAAGCACGAAUAUGGAAUUUAUUCUUUCGUCAAAACUACUUAUCUACAAAGAGCGAUGCUCAGCAAGUCAUCGACUCCAACUUCCAGACGAAAGCUAAGUCCGUCAGAACUAUCGUCAGGGUCGCGACCGAUUUCAAGAAAAAUGUUCGGGGAAGUCGAGAAGAACUUUAAAAGGGAGGAUCAUAAUUGGCACCAAAAGUCGUUUCUUCAAAAUCAGAAAAUCAUUAUCGAUAAGGAAAAAUCGUUUUAUAAAGAGGCAAUAAGUAAAGAUUUUUCAAAAACGAAAAAUAUCCAUGAUUGUGAGACUCAUGUUAUUAGCUCUAGACCAUCUAGGUUUUCGAAGCACUUAAAAUCAAUAAAAUCAAAAGGAAGAAAUGACGAUAAAGCGCCUGACAGAAGUGUCCAAUAUAGUUGCGCAAAACAAAAUCGACAGUGCCAACUACAAAACUUAAUUAAAAUAUCGACACCUCAAUAUAGAUUAUCUGAAUUUAAAUACGAACUGACAAAUGCAAACAUAUUCGCAAAAGAAGAACCUAAGGAGCUACUUCAACCUCAAUUUCGCCGCCGUCUUGGCCGAAGCCCUAGUCCACCUGUAACCCGCAUGAUAAAUGAGCCAACUAUAGCGUCAAAUAGUGUAUGUGCACAACAAUUAAGAAAAUCUAAUUCAAACGAAAAAAAAAUUAACAAACCUAAAGUAUCAAAACACCGAAGAGGUUCUGUGGGUGGUGUGUCUCUUGAUGCUCAAAAAAGUGCUCCGAUGGAACACCGAGCUUCUUCAGUGAGAUCAGAUGAAAGACCAACUGCCACACAAGGAGAUUUGCUUAAUGGCAUUAAGUUUUCAAGGAGACUCAAAGAAUCACUCAAAGCAGAAAACCAUUCGAAAACAUUUGAUAAAAGUUCUAUGACACCGCUUAGAGCUGCCUGGGGACCUGCUCACGCUCACGAACCUACCUUUAGUACUACUAAAGAACCAAAAUUAAAUAAGAAAGGCUCGGGUCAAGCCACUGUGCCACAACAUCAAGGAAGUAUUGGGAAGCCAAAUAGUCGUGCAAAUUCACCGAAAAUUACACGACCAGCCCUAACUACUUUUUAUUGA
Aricia agestis (brown argus) is the source of this 2169-nucleotide messenger RNA. RefSeq names its product tyrosine-protein phosphatase CDC14-like. Bases 46 to 2169 code for a protein of 707 amino acids. Gene Ontology annotation, molecular function: protein tyrosine/serine/threonine phosphatase activity. Gene Ontology annotation, biological process: protein dephosphorylation; positive regulation of cytokinesis; regulation of exit from mitosis. The transcript has 15 exons. The record is from RefSeq and is a predicted model, not a curated record. NCBI's taxonomy places the organism in Eukaryota, Metazoa, Arthropoda, Insecta, Lepidoptera, Lycaenidae.